AGUCCUUUCGGAGUGAGGCAGGGGUUGGGGUACAGCAAGGUACAGGGACGCCCCCAGUUGGAAGAGGAUACUGCUUCCUUUUCAAUGAGGGAAGUUGCAAAUUCGGCCAAAAAUGCAAAUUUAGGCAUGAAUGUUCCGUGUGUGGCGGGGGCCAUGGGGCUAGCAGAUGUUUUAGAGGGGGUAGACAAAGGGGGGGGGAUAGUUUUGCAAAAGGGGCAGACCCCAGUGCGAGUGGAAAGGAUGGUGGGGCAUCUAAAUAGAUAUCCGAACCAGGAGUUAGCUGAAUUUUUGUAUUCAGGGUUUAAGUUCGGUUUUCAUAUACCUUCACACCCGUUACCAGUCUUAGAGAAGCGGAAGAAUUUGCGCUCGGCAUUGCAGUUCCCGGACAUAGUGACAGGAAAGUUAGCUAAAGAGGUUUCCCUAGGGAGGAUGGAUGGUCCGUUUGUUACAUCACCCAUCAGUAACUUGCGAGUUUCCCCUUUGGGUUUGAUCCCUAAGAAGGAGCCUAAUAAAUUUAGGCUCAUCCACCAUUUAUCAUUCCCUAAGGGUGCGUCGGUCAAUGAGGGCAUUGACCCGGAACUUUGUUCUGUGGUUUAUGCUUCCUUUGAUGCGGCUGUGGAAUGGGUAAGGAAGCUGGGUCCGGGUACCCUGUUGGCAAAAUGUGACAUUGAAGCGGCAUUUCGGUUGUUGCCAGUUCACCCGGAUAGUUUGUAUUUACUGGGUUGUUUUUGGAAUGGCGCAUAUUUUGUGGAUAGGUGUUUGCCAAUGGGCUGUUCAAUAUCGUGUGCAUAUUUUGAGCGUUUUAGUUCUUUUCUGGAGUGGGUGGUGGUUCAGGAAUCAGGUUGUCACUCUGUCAUUCAUUAUUUGGAUGAUUUCCUGUGUUUGGGGCCGGGGGGAUCUAGGGUUUGUUCGUUGUUGUUAUCCACAUUACAGUCUGUUUUUGAGUGUUUUGGAGUCCCGUUAGCGGUGGACAAAACGGUGGGGCCGGCUACUGAGCUAAGCUUUUUGGGUAUUGUCAUAGAUACACAGCGGAUGGAGUGUAGGCUACCAGUAGACAAAGUGUCAGAUUUAAGAACAGAGGUGGCGGCGGCAUUGGCAGCAAAAAAGAUUCGUCUGCGGGACCUGCAGUCUUUGUUGGGCAAAUUAAAUUUUGCAUGCAGAAUCCUACCUAUGGGCCGCAUUUUUAGUAGGAGGUUGGCUUCGGCGACAGGAGGGGUGGUGUCUCCCCACCAUUUUAUUAGACUAGGCAGUGAGUUGAAAGGGGAUUUGAAAGUUUGGGAUUCCUUUUUAAAACAGUUUAAUGGCAGAGCAUUAGUUAUGGGGGGGGUGGUUGAUGCGUUUGAUUUCGAAUUGUUUACGGAUGCUGCGGGUGGAGCGGGUUUUGGGGCGUACUGUGAAGGGCAGUGGUGUGCGGGUCGGUGGCCUGAGUCCUGGGUACGAAAAGGGUGGGUAAAAAACGUGGCAUUGUUGGAACUCUUCCCCAUUGUGUUGGCAGUCACGCUCUGGGGGGAGAAGUUUCGGCACAAGAAGGUUCGUUUCCAUUGUGACAACUUGGGAGUUGUGCAAGCCAUCAACAGUGUAACGGCUUCUUCCCCCCCAGUUAUUUGCCUAUUGCAGCAGUUGGUUCUCCGGUGCUUGUCCCUUAAUGCUUGGGUGUUUGCGGUGCAUGUGCCUGGUUCCUCUAACUGUAUAGCUGACGCACUUUCUCGUUUUCAGUGGGAGCGGUUUCGCCAGCUGGCCCCGGAGGCGAGUCAGGUCGGAUUGGUGUGUCCAGAGUCGUUGUGGGAGAUCCUGGAGGUGAUGCCCCGUUAUUAGUUUGGAUCCUGGGCCAUUCGUUCGUGUUCUGGGGGGCAUUACGAGCGGAUGUUCGGCAGAAUGGGCGGCAGCUGGGGUUUGAUCGGGGGACAGCCAUAGUAAGAUGGAUCGGACGCAGAGGUAUGGUGUGGGGUAGUGUUUUGCAGGAGGUUCAUCGGCAAGCCAGGUUAGAUAGAGUCCCAGAUAUCUUGGUGUUGCAUGUUGGGGGAAAUGACCUAGGGGUCCGACCUUGCAGAGAGUUGAUCAGGGAUAUACGUUUUGAUUUUUUGCGUUUGUGGUCCCUCUUCCCGUCAGUUGUCACUGUGUGGUCGGAUAUUGUCCCCAGGAAGGUCUGGAGGGAGGCGAGAUCGGUUGAAAGGCUGAAUAAGGCUAGGAUUAAGCUGAACAGGGUGAUUGGGCGGUUCUGUGCCAAACAUGGGGCGGUGGUGGUGAGGCACCCCGAGUUGGAAGCAGGAACAGGAGGCUUUUGGAGACAGGAUGGAGUCCACCUCAAUGCGGUGGGCAUUGAUUUGUGGUCACUGGACUUGCAGGGAGGUAUUGAAACAGCCCUCCGGGUGUGGCGGAACGCGCGAGCUUAAGGGCUGUCAAGCUGCGCGUUGUUGGCGGGGGGAGGUCAUAGAAGCUGGGGCUACUGGAUGGUAACGGUGAAUGAGAGGGCCUCAAUGGUGGGGCUGGACUCUCAGAGUUGGGGCACCUGGUUGGCUUGGUAU
Messenger RNA from Bufo bufo (common toad), 2525 nucleotides. RefSeq lists its product as uncharacterized. The transcript has 2 exons. Bases 85 to 1815 code for a protein of 576 amino acids. NCBI's taxonomy places the organism in Eukaryota, Metazoa, Chordata, Amphibia, Anura, Bufonidae. The record is from RefSeq and is a predicted model, not a curated record.